GUAGAAGCUGAAAGACCCACAGGGAGAUGGGAGCCAUGAGCAGCAGAAGGCAUAAAGCAGAGAAAGGCACAAGAUAGAAACAGUGGGUGCUGCCGCUGUUCCUGGGGUGACAGCUGGACCAGAGUGGGAGAGCCAUGCUCCGAGAUGCAGCUCUGCAGGGCUGAGGUUUCUCUCUGCCUCACCUCUCAACAUAGCAUCCCCGGGGCACCAACCCAUUGCUUCUUCACAAGACCCAGGACACCAAACAAAGGCUUAGCUUAUUUAACUGACUUAUUCUUAGCACAGGUGCACCUGGGAGAUGUUGCGGGUUCGGUGCCAGACCCCUGCAGGGAAGCUAAUAGUCAAUAAAGCGGGUCCAAGGAAUGUUUUGGUUUCCCAGUGCGUGCGGGUUACGAGCGCGCUGCGGCGGUCUGCGGGCUGUGCAGUAGCAUUACGUCCGCAACGACCACGUGCAGGCCUCGGUUGGACGAGCCCUCCCUGCGAACGUGCUGCCCGCCCCCCGGAGCGGUCAGCGGGUCGGUCUUCCCGCGGGUGGAGGGUGUGGGCGCCGCCGCCGGCCGCUGAGCCCUCCGGGUGCUGGGCGCUGGAGGCUGCUUCAGACCACCGUGCGGUUCGCCGCCCCGACGGCUCGCCCGUCACGCGCGCUUUCUCCGCGGCGGCCGCGGCCGCCCGGGGGCCCUUCACCCCCCAGGACAGCUGCCUUCGGAAUGGGAGUCGGUCCUCUCUGGCCCCGCCGCCGCCUCAUCAGCCGAGCUGCUGUCCUGUGCUGGCUCCUUCUUCGUCUCCCUUCCCCCCGCCACGCCCGCCCCGGGGAGGGGACUCGGGAAACCCCGUGCUUUGCUCGUCCCGGAGCAGCACCUGCUCGGCCGGGCCCGUUUGCUCCUGAGCUUGCGGCACGUCGGUCCCCGCUUCAGGCCGCGCUCCCCGUUCUGCUCUCCCGCUGCCGCUUUGUCGUCCCGGUUCUAGAGCACAGGCGGAGCCGACGUAGCCUCGUUCUUCAGCCCCCGACGGGUUUCAGGACGGUCCCCGAGCGCCGGCUUCAACUUCAGGUCACCGGCCGCGUUAGCCCCGCACGAGAGGGCGGCCUGUCCUUCGGGGCUUGGCAGCCGGGCGCUGCCUUCUCCUCUCCGGCUGUGGAGGUCCCGGCUGACAUCUUCUUCCCAGAGAAGGCUGCUCCGUCUACGCUGAAAAUCUGGUGUUUAGCGCGGCCCCCUUCAUCGCGUGGCUUAGCUAGACCUUCUGGAAAGCCGGCCGCUUCGCCGCGCUCUGCCGUGUUACGGAGACGGCGUCUUUCCCGGAGCCUCCUGCGCCAGCCUCCGCCAGCGUCAGGUUUCCUUCCGCGGGUCUCCCCUCCCCGCCGCCCUCGACCGGAGGAGAGUCGGGCCUUGCUCUGGAUUAGGCUUUGGCUCAAGGGAAUGUGUGGCCGGUGUGGGCUCCUGUCCAGACCACUGUCCCCGUCCCCAGGCCAGCGAUCAGCUACACGUCAGGCAACACGCGAGGUUCUGGAGAGGGAAAGUGGGAGAUCCGACGGAACCAGCCUCCGCUCCCCUGGCCGUUCCCGCGAUUCACGAUCCCCCCACCGCGGCACCCCGCUACAAGAGCGAGCUCCAGAUCGCUAAGGAGAGAAGUUUCUAGUAGUGCGUUUAACACUGCUGUUCGAGAGACGGCAGCGGCGAGCCCCUGGGACCACGAACAGACACCAGCAGUGGCGGGGAGCUGUGGACUGCGCCCUGCACUGGGGCCGGCUUCGUGUGGCCCGCUCCUGGACUGCCAACCAGGAGACCAGUGUGUUUACCUGGUUGUUUUUUCAGGACUUGGAAAUAAAGUAAUAAAAAUCAGUAUUCCACUUUUUCUUGUUCGUGCUUAGAGUUUGAAGAACAGUUUCAUACACUGUGGAAAUGUAUCAGGGCCGUCCCAGAAAGUCCGGGUCACAACACAUGUGCUAGAGCGCUACUGAGGGGCAGCGUGUUCUUCCGACCGCCUCUGGACCAAUGUCUAACAGAGACUGCCCUUCAACAUCGGGGCACAUUAGAGCCCCCCGGGGGGGGGGGGGCUGCUAUAAUGCACAUUCCUGGGUACUACUCUUCAGAGGCCACCGAGCAGGUCGGACGUGGAGCCCAGGCAUGGGCAGAAUUAACAAGCUCCCCAGAGGGUUUGUGUGGCAGGUGAUCAGGAUUUUAAAACUGUUUAGUAUGACCCUCUUCCCAGCCCCUUAUCAAUCCUUUGGGCAAACAAUGGCUGAGUCUAUGGUCUCUAAAUUUAUUAAGUUUGAUAUCUGAAAUAAAGGAGGCUGUCCCCUAUCUAGAUUAAAAAAAAUCUAUCAAUCAUGGAAACAAAACGAGAAUCUGAAUAAAGGAGAAAAACUUUACA
Molecule: messenger RNA, 2370 nt
Organism: Zalophus californianus (California sea lion)
Lineage: Eukaryota; Metazoa; Chordata; Mammalia; Carnivora; Otariidae
Product: translation initiation factor IF-2-like
Exons: 3
Coding region: 708-1619 (303 amino acids)
Source: RefSeq, a predicted model, not a curated record